Psylliodes chrysocephalus is the source of this 435-nucleotide messenger RNA. Lineage: Eukaryota; Metazoa; Arthropoda; Insecta; Coleoptera; Chrysomelidae. The record is from the annotation of a GenBank genome assembly.
AUGUAUAUAGUAACAGUAAUCAUAAGGUUUGUGAUAAGUAUGUUGAAGACUGUAUUAACCAAAGUUACUGGUUUUGAAUCUACAAAAAUGGUAAUAAUAAUUCGUACGGAUCUUAAGAUGGGCAGAGGUAAAAUAGCAUCCCAAGCAGCUCACGCAGCAGUAUUGCUUUAUCAAUCUUCCAUAGAAACAUCAAACCCGCAUUUAAAAUGGUGGUUACAUACAGGGCAGCCAAAAAUAGUCUUAAAAAUAGACACAAACUGUGAUGAAGCUUUAACCAAUAUUUAUCAAAAAGCGAAAGACUUAAAUCUCAACACUUGUAUGGUUAAAGAUGCAGGAAGAACACAAAUAGAUACAGGAACUUUAACUGCAGUAGGAAUAGGGCCCAAUAGAAAGGAAGAUGUAGAAAAACUAACUAGUAAUUUCAAAUUAUUAUAA